Molecule: messenger RNA, 258 nt
Organism: Saprolegnia diclina VS20
Lineage: Eukaryota; Oomycota; Saprolegniomycetes; Saprolegniales; Saprolegniaceae
Exons: 5
Coding region: 1-258 (85 amino acids)
Source: RefSeq, a predicted model, not a curated record
AUGCGCAUUGUGGUCGACGAUACCAACGUGCAGUUGACGACUGAAGACGGCCACAAGUUCAGCUUCCCCAAGUCCGACUGUUCGAUCUUGCCCAUCGUGCACUCGUCGGCGGAAGAGCUCGCCAUCUACAUUAGCGGCCGCCUGAUCGAGGAGUUUACGAUGAACGAGCUCAAGGCGCGCAACGUAUUCAAGCUCGAAAUCAGCAUCGCCGAGGCGGAGAACCAACUCGCUUCGUACGAGCGCCACCUCACGUACUAA